ACCUAGGAGCAGGCUGGUAAACAUUCAUUCAACACUCACACAACGCAGUCCCGGACGUGGUCUUAAACUACACCAGGAAACUAAUUCAAAGAAGACUCAUUUUCCCCCGCAACAAGCAGUUUGACAAACAGUGGGGCGAGGAAGUGAAGUCUGUUGGACUGGAGCAAUGACUGCGGACAUUGAGGAGCAGGAAAACGAACUGCUCGCCCUCCAGAGUAUCUUUGAUUCGGAGGAGUUCGUCCGGGAUGAGUCGAAGUCCGCCGGAGAACUCCGAGUGUCUGUCGAGCUGCCUGAGGACUUCACUGUGGCUCUGAAAGAGGAUGAAACGCUGAGGCAGUAUGAAAUAUCAUUCCUUCCACCUCUGCUUCUGAACUUUGAACUCCCUGAGGACUACCCAUCCUCCUCCCCUCCCUCCUUCACCCUCACCUGCAGCUGGCUGACACACACACAGCUCUCUGCCCUGGGUGCUCAGCUCACUGAUCAAUACCAAGCUGCUGGGGGCGCUGUGGUGCUCUUCUCCUGGGUACAAUUUCUUAAAGAAGAGGCCCUCAGGUUCUUGGACAUCCAUACUCUGCUGGAGCUCCCCUCUGAUGAACGCAGCACCCAGAACGACAGCGAGGACUCCUUGAAUUCUUCACUCUCAGAGCCAAAGAACAAUCAACACACUGCAGAGUCAGGACCUACAGAUAACCAAAGUUGUAAUGUCUUAGAUCCAUGUGAACCAGCACUGUCUGCACCAUCGUUGGAAGUUGAGCAUCCAAAAGAGAUUCUUUCUGAUGGCCAAGAUUCUUCAACCUCAGACUUAAGCAGGACAGACUCUCACAGAGUGGUUGCAUUGAUCCAAAACACUUCUAAUGAUUCAAAUCAUAUUGCACAAUCCUCAGAUGGGAUAGAAGCUGAACAGACCCUCCAAACCUCAGUGGCUGACCACCAGAAUGAUCUCUCCUCAGCAGCUGGUAAAGCAAAGGAUCUUCCAUUUGUUCAGCCCAAUCAAAGUGACCGGGAAGGUUUCUUAAAUGAUGUUUCGUCCUCAGACUCACUGGAUAAAAGUGAACAAGGAGCUGCUUCGCUGUCCAUCCUCUCCAGAGAAGAGCAAACACAUUCGGGUCUCUCACUAACUCCAUCACAGGCUCUCCUGUCCCAGCUCCUGAUCUAUAAUGCGGCUCAGAAACAGAAAGAGUUUGCCACCACAGUGUUUGACUGCGGUGUGUGUUUUGUGGUCUGGCUCGGUUCGGACUGUGUGCAGUUGCCCGAGUGUGGCCACAUAUAUUGCAAGACCUGUCUUGCAGAGUUCUGCAAGCUCCAGAUAACAGAGGGGAACGUCAAGGGGGUCACCUGUCCUAUGCCAGACUGCUCUGGAUUCCCUACACCUGCACAGGUGAGGAGUCUGGUCGGGGAGGAGCUGUUCAGCCGCUAUGAUCGUCUCCUGCUACAGUCAACUCUGGACUUCAUGGCUGAUGUGGUGUACUGUCCUCGCCGUUCCUGUGGUUCGGCCGUCAUAGUGGAGAAAGCCAGCACUGCAGCCAUGUGCUUUGUGUGCAGCUUUGCCUUCUGUGUCACCUGCAAGAGGACCUACCAUGGAAAAGAUGCGUGCCGGGCAGAGAAAAGCAUAAGCACUAAAAUGCAGGAGGCACAGCAAGCCAACACAAACCUGCCACAGUCACAAGAGGGGUUGAAGGCUCUGUGGGACGACUAUGCCGGUGGCAGUAAGAAGAGGCAGCACCUCCUGGAGAGCAGAUACGGCCGCAGUGUAAUGCGGGGCAAUUUGGAGGACUGUCUGAGUCAAAACUGGAUGUCUCUUAAUAGCAAGCACUGUCCUCACUGCUUCAUGAAAAUAGAGAAGAACGGAGGAUGUAACGUGAUGACGUGCUCCCGGUGCGGUCAGCAUUUCUGCUGGGCCUGCCUCACCAGACUGGGAACGGGUCAUUCAAGCAAACACUUUGAGAACAGUACCUGCUAUCUCUACCAGUAACCUUAACCUAGUGCUUCAGAUACCUUUUCCACCGGCCACUGGCCACCAGCAGCCAUGGAGGGAGUGGAAAAAACAAAUGUUGCACAUGGUAUGCUGGGUUCAAAUUUGCUUGAUUUUAAGUGUGCUUUUAACGAAUACAUGACAAUGCAUUGCUGAGAAAAGAGGAAAAAUAUACAAACAGGUAAAAAACAACAACAACACACUAAUGUUGUAGAGCAUGUUUCCAAAUUAUUAUCAUGUCAGUUGGAAUCAGUUUUAAUCUUUACAAUGCUGGAAGAAGUAUUCAGAUCUUAAAUCUGUUAAAACUCCCAAUUCCAAAAAUACUUACUGUGCUGAAUGGUAAACUGAUAUAAAUAUAUGGAUAUAAAUAUACAUGGUUGCUCAAAAAAAUUGGAAUACAUUUUUUUUUACCUCUUUCCAUGAAAUGAUUGUGACAAUGUGAUUUAUUCUUGACAGAUAAAGUGUAUAUCUUCUUAAAACUUUAUUAAUUAAUCUCUUAAUAAUAGCCAAAAUGAAAUCAGAAUCAAAAUGAGAACACAGUUAACAGAGGAUUGUGUCUGAAAACAAAAUUAUUCCAACUUUAUGGGCGACCGUGUAUGUGCAUAUAUGUGUACUUUUCUUUACAGUGUUUCUAUUAUAUGUUUUUUAUACUUCUACUCCUCUACAUUUUAGAAGUCAAUAUUGCACUUUUACUCCACAGAAAAAAUCAACUAAUAAAUUAUUAUGUAUUUUACCUUUUAUGGAUUAAGCCUUCCUGUAGUAUAUAGAUUAGUUGAAAUUAGCCCCAACUUUACCAGCUACAGUAUUAGGGAUGCUGACACAUUAAUGCAUCACUAAUUAUAACCCAAUAAUAUAUGCUUUAGUACAGUACUUGAGUAAUGACAAUCUGUACACAAAAACAUUAAGGGCUUUAUGCUAAGUCCUGUAAAAAAGCCAAAAACAUACAAAUACAAAAUUGAACAUUUAACACCUUACUGUCACUGAUUUACACUGAAGCUUUACAGUCAUUCACAAAAUAACAUCACAUGUCAUGUUCUGUCAUGGGCAGUAGAGGGCGGUAGAUAACAAUAGUGUCAAACAAUCAAAUGACUUAAGUGAACCCAGUGGAAACUGUUGUGUGACAUAAAUGUUACCAGCUCUGGUUGUAAAAAAGAAUAAGCUAUGAAAGGAAAGUUAUACCAAACUCACACUUCCUGCACUGUUAUGACUGUCGUACCUAGUGGGUCGGUAACUAUUUUUUGGUUGUUGUUUUUUAAAAUUAAUUUAAUAAUUAUUUAAUAUAUAAAAAAAUAUUAAAAACUUGAAAAAAAUGUCUUAAUUUUUCCGAUCAACAGCCCGAAACCCAAAUCUAUUCUCUUUAUUAUCAUAUCAGACUGAGAAAACAAGCAGAUAUUCACAUUUGAGAGGUUGAGAGGUGAGAGAAACCAGUAAGAUUCUGCCUAAAAAUUACUCUCAUGAUUAAUAGAGUUUAUUUUUCUCUUAACCACUAAUUUAUUUAAAAAGUAUAUGUAGUUGUUUCAUCUACAGUGGUCUAGGGAGCCACCUUUUAAAACCUUUUAACUAUGUACCACAGGUAUUUAACAACGCAUCUAAUGAAUUGUUUCACAAGAAGUGACUACAUAUAUAAAUAACUAAUGUUACGUCGCGAUGAGACAAAAGUGUGUUCUCAAAUUUUAAACAUGUUUUUUUCAAUAGGUCAUAUUGCACAAUUGCAGUUUGCACACUGGUAUGCAUGCUCAUUCAUAAAAAGAAAUCCUUUUUAUGAUUCAUUAUGUUUUCAGGUUGUCCAUCUGUCUGUCCAAUUUUCAUGAAUGCAACAUCUCACGAUAUCCACUUUAACUCAAGGAUUAAUUGAUUAGAUUUUAGUGGUCAAAGGUCACUAUGACCUCACAAAACAUGUUUUUGGACACAACUUAAGAAUUCAUACACCAAUGAUGACACAUUUUCAAACUUAUAGGAUAACAUCAUGAAAUGGUGACAUUUUAUAUGCAAAAGGAUAAAGGUAAAUGUUCUGCAAAGGCACUUUUCUGGCUGUUAUUCAGCAUCAUAAUUCGGGAACAGAAGGGAAGAUUCUGUCCAUCUUUCACAUUCGCUCAGUUACUGAAGUGGUGACGGUAAUCUUGGCUGCCCACUUGACACUGUGUUGAUUAUACAAAUCUUCUGUGCUGCCAGGUCGAAGAUGAAUGUGAAGCAUCCACUUUUUAGAAUUUGUGGCUUCUUUGCAGCAACAUCCAUAUUUGAAGCAUUGUCUACUGUCAUGGCUGCACAUGAUUCUAGACAGACAGGGUGUAAAAUGCAACAUGGCAGCUUGACGGAUAUUGUAUUUCUAGUUUACUUUAAUGUACAGUGUGUUUGACAUUUGAUUUUGCAAUUUUCCUUGUACCGUGUGGUUCAUUCAUGUACUGCAACUUCUCUCUGGGAAUAAAUAAAUAAUCCAUCCAUCCAUCCAUCUAUCCA
This is a messenger RNA of Centropristis striata (black sea bass), 4429 nucleotides long. Its product is annotated as E3 ubiquitin-protein ligase RNF14-like. Gene Ontology annotation, biological process: ubiquitin-dependent protein catabolic process; protein polyubiquitination; positive regulation of proteasomal ubiquitin-dependent protein catabolic process. Gene Ontology annotation, cellular component: ubiquitin ligase complex; cytoplasm. The record is from RefSeq and is a predicted model, not a curated record. NCBI's taxonomy places the organism in Eukaryota, Metazoa, Chordata, Actinopteri, Perciformes, Serranidae. The coding region runs from base 167 to 1972 and encodes 601 amino acids. Gene Ontology annotation, molecular function: ubiquitin protein ligase activity; ubiquitin conjugating enzyme binding; zinc ion binding. The transcript is spliced from 7 exons.